Cyprinus carpio (common carp) is the source of this 7844-nucleotide messenger RNA. Its product is annotated as nucleolar protein 4-like. The record is from RefSeq and is a predicted model, not a curated record. NCBI's taxonomy places the organism in Eukaryota, Metazoa, Chordata, Actinopteri, Cypriniformes, Cyprinidae. The transcript has 10 exons.
GUCUACUUCCUGAAAAAAAGAGACUGAGAUACAAAGAAAACAUAGUAGGCUACUUCGUUACGGCUGCUUUUUAUUUUAUUGUAAGCCACAGAAGACGUUUCUGUCACAAAACUGACAGUAGCUCUUAAAUAUUGAGGAUUCUAAACGAGAAAUGUCAAUUUGGGACGGUCUGUAGCGUGGUGGCGGCAGCAUUGCACGCGCAGGUCCGAUUCAAACAGGUGGAAAGAGUGGGACAGUCCUAUCGCGUGACGGCGGCUCGUGAAGGCGGUCUGUUUUAACCCGCAUUGCAUAUUUUGUUUGAAACAUUGCUAUUUUAAAAAAUAAUUCGAGUCGCUUUGCUGAAGAUUCUCGCGCCGGAAUGACUUCAACAGGCUCGUGCCACAUCCCGUUUUAGAACGCUGUCUCGCGCCGGUCGUUUGAAAAGUGGGCCGUUAAAAUCUGUUACACGCCGAGCUCUUUUACCCCUUCCAGAAAGGUUGUGUGUGUGUGUUUUUGUUUUUACAUUUACAGCAUCGACCCUCGGGGUUUUUCCCACUUGCUCUGGUCCCCGAGCCGUUUGCGCACAGGUGGGAGAUACCCGCUUGGUAGGACAGCCCCCUCUCUCAGUUCCUCAGCGGAUGAUGUGUGCAAGUGGCAUUUGCCGUUGCGGUUUGGGACAGUAGGCGAGGCGUCUCUGCAAACAGGUGUGCGACUGCCCCAAAACAGGCACACACAGUACGACUUUUUUCGCCUUGUUUAGUUGAGGUGGACCUCCAGCACCGGUGUCGAAGCGAUCAUCCUCGUAGCGGGACAGGGAGAGGAGGGGGAGUCUACUAUCGUUUUCAGGCUUUGUAGUUGCAUUUGAUCGUUUCGAAAAGGGGCUCGCGGCUCACAAAGAGGAAGGGAUGGCAACUAAAAAAACAUGCGCGGAUUUAACAAAAAGGAGCCGAAGUCCCGUCGUGCUGGAGGCUGAGAUGUUCAGCGAAUUUCAGGACUGGUGUCUCCGGACUUACGGAGACUCGGGUAAAACAAAGACCGUGACUCGCCGAAAAUACAACAAAAUCAUGCAGACCCUGCUACAGAACGAGGAGUCCGACGGUGUCUAUGUCGACAACAGCCACAUCAACGCCAAAUUCAAAUUCUGGGUGAAGUCCAAAGGCUUUCAGGUCGGCAGCAACAUCUUGGGCGAGCACAACAAGAAAGAGUCAUCGGGGAAGCCCGUCCUGUACGUCCCUGUCAAGUCUACGUGUUCAGAUGGAGGGGCGGCCCAGGACAGCUCUUUGAAGCGGGUUGCUGUGGUGGAGGAUUUUUUUGACAUCAUCUAUGCCAUGCAUGUUGAGAUGGGGGCAGAUCCCGGUCGAGCACCCAAACACGCUGGCCAGAAAAAGACCUAUAAGGCGAUUGCAGAGACCUACGCAUUUCUUCCACGUGAGGCGGUGACCCGUUUCUUGAUGAGUUGUGGAGAAUGCCAGAAAAGGAUGCACAUCAACCCCAGCACAGCAGAGUUCAAAGAGAAUGACAGGCCCACCUCUCUGGUCCCAGACCUCAUCGAUUACAACAUGCCUCUCACUGCCACCUAUCUAAAACAGAUGAAACUACAGUGCAUGAACACCAAUGAGCAGGAUGAGAGUUCGGUAAGCAGUGAGGAUUUGGACAUGGCUGAGCCCGCGUGGGUCUCUACUGAGCGUGCUCCAGCCGCAGAGCCCAGCAGCCCCACCGCCCCGUACACAGAGAGGAUGCCUACACCCCCACAGCCCAGCAUUAAAGAGGAAGAAGAUGAUUCCUCUUCAGAGAAUGGCAGCACAGUGAACGGUCUGCCUGCACUGACUCCGCCUGGCGGUGCUGCCAUGGCGACAGGAGGAGUUCCUGCAUCUGAGGGGGUGGUUCCAUACGGAGAGGUGAACGGUAAUGGUGCCGCAGCGCCACUGGACUUCAGCACCACUUCAUCGUCCUCGUCCUCGCAGGAGGGACAGCAGCCUGUCAAUCUGAGCGACAGACUCACACUCGGAUCCUACGCAUCUGACCCCAACAGAAAAUUCCCUGUCAAAACUGAGUACGGUAACAAGUCCCCUCAGUACAGCUCAGGAAGCUAUGACUCUGUGAAGACAGAACUGAGCACGUGUGGGGAGGACAUGACCCCGGGCCGCUCACAGGUCAUAGAUGAUGAUGACGACGAUCACGAUGACCAUGACGACAGCGACAAGAUAAAUGAUGCUGAGGGCCUGGACCCUGAACGACUUAAAGCUUUUAAUGUGAGAUUGAUUCCCUUAACUACUUUAUCACUCAUAUUUCAUAUUGUGGACAUUAGAUUUUGUAUUUUCUAGCUGUUAAGCUUCCAUUACCUACAUUGCUUACGUUUGGAGGUACAGUGGAGUUCAAAAACACGGCCCACACCCCCUCACCUCACCUCCGCCAUGGCUGAGAACAUCCUUGCAGCAGCAUGUGAGAGCGAAACACGGAAUGCUGCUAAGAGGAUGCGCCUUGACAUCUAUCAGGCCAAUGAUGAGUCAGUUGCAGCAGACAAGCCUAACUCCAGAGAUCCGGCUGCUCUGGCUCACUCAGGCUUCACACUGGCUGCCUCGGCCUACUCCCAGGACCAACUCUACACCAAUGGUGGACUUAAUUACAGUUUCCGUGGAUAUGGGACCAUUGGCAACAGCCUCCAAAACAAUGGCACAUCACAAACCAAUGGUCCCACUGAUCUCAGUAUGAAAUCUUUGGCAUCCAACAGCACUUCCUCCUCCAGUUCAAACAGUCAUGGUCAGGGUGGAGGGGGCGGAGGGGCAUCUGCCCAGCUCAGCCCACCUGAGGUCACGGCUGUUCGGCAACUGAUUGCGGGUUACCGUGAGUCUGCGGCCUUCCUGCUCCGCUCUGCUGAUGAGCUCGAGAACCUCAUACUGCAGCAGAACUGAGAACUGCACACAGGCUGGUGCUGCCCAUCUCUCAUUAACACACACAUAAAUGCACACUAUGACAGGAAAGGUACAUGUAGCUAUGUGCACUUACACACAUAUACACCUAAAGCCCAAAGGCAGAGUUUGACACCAUUUAGGGGGAGCAAAAUGGAGGGAUCAGAAGAAGCUGUAUCUGAAACGCAUAUACAGGGUACAAAAUUAAGAUCAUUUACCAGCCAUAAUAAUCUCAGGUUCACUGGCCAUGAACCUGUAUUUUGCAUAAUUAUUUUUAAACAUAACAUAAACUUUUAUUUAAAUGUAAAUGAUUUAUUAUUAUUAUUAUUAUUGCAUAUUCUUUAAGUAAAAAACCAAAACAAAAAACAAAAACAAAGCACAGGUCAUUGUUUCACUUGCUGCACCAUAUAUUGGCCAAUUUUUAUAUGAAACGCUACCUCUCAUAAAAACUUUAAAGUAAUUAUGGGGUUCUUAGAUAAAAACCUUGAGGUCUUUCUUGCAGUGUAACCAUGAAUAACUGGUAACUUUAUUUAGAAUGGCAACAUAAUACAUGGAUUUUAUUUUAAUAUUUUAUUGCACUGUAGUAAAAUAAAAUAAAAUAAAGAUAGAAUAGAAUAAAAGCCAUGUAUUAUGUUACCAUUCUAAAUAAAAUUACCAGCCAAAUUUAACUUGUAUUUGGCACUUGGCAAGUAUUAUUUUUUGGCUGAUCCUAUAUAAGGUGCUUUACCACAGACAGUUAAUGCACAUAGAGGGAAUAAAUUGCAGUCACUAGAAGGCACUUGAAGUAUCUUGUUGAUUCUUGUGCACAGCUAACAAAAUUUUUGACACAGAACAGGAAAAUGCUAAUUUUGCCCACAACAAUAUAAUUAAUAAAAAGAUAAUAUAUGAAUUAAUAUAAUUUAGUAAACAAUUUAAUAUAAUUUAUUAAUGUAUUUAUUAAGAGAACUUUAUUUCAAAGCUUUACAAAAGCAAAGAUAAAACAGCUCCAGACAGCUGAAUCCCCCCGAUACCCCCCAAACUCUGCCUAUGCUCUUUCUAUAAACCCUCCUAUCACACAUUGCUUAUGACAGCUUUAUGUUCAUGAUAGUGUCUUUAUCGAAUUUCCUUACCUUUGAGCCCAGCGAGGCUUAAUCCUUUUCGGAGGGCUGAGAUGAUUUGUUAAACGUGGUUUUAUGACGAAAUGAUCAGAACACAAAGCAAGAGGUGUGUGUACUCACAGCAGCAUUGCAAGUGUCCUGCACAGAGCACAAUCACACAGUGAGAGCUAUCAGUCCACCACAGAGAGUACAGACUUUUGACACACACACACACACACAAAAAAAUAGCUGUAAAUUUAGGAGUGAUGCCCAAAACAUAUACAAAAUGAUGUCAUCUCCUGCCUAAAGUUUAGAUUCCUAUAUGUCAAUGGCAUCUUGUUUUAUAGAAUUUUAAAAGAUUCCUCAGAUGUAUUAGUUGUUCUCUUACCACAGACAUGUCCACACAGCAGCUUUGAUCCAGAUUUAGCCAUUUUAGAUAUAGAACAGAUCUAAGAGAAAAGGGUUUUUGUAAGAUCUCUCUUCUUCUGUUCAGUGCUAAUGAGGUUUGGGGAGAAGGUGCAAUGUAGAUGAUAAUCGUUAUAAUGUGUUUUCAAUCAUAAACACAUUAACUGAUGUCUUUUGUACAUAUAGAUAUAUAUUCCUCAUUCAAAUUUAAGAAAUUUCAUCCUAGCUUACACAUGCACACUUGAAAGACUACGAAAAGAAACCGUGAUUAUUGAGUGCAAAAAAGAAGAUGCUGAAAUUCUAUUGGCUGGGAAUGUCGGACAUUAUGCAAAUGAAGCUGUGCUGAGUGGAACGCUUUGAACCCUUUCCUAAAUACUCGAUUGCCUUGGCAAACCUCCAUCCUCAGCACAUCCAUGCACUGUAGGAAAAUUUCUCACUGGAACACGAGCGACAUCGACCUCCCAGACAAGAGGGCCAUAGAUUGACUUGUAAAAAAAAAUCUGAAAAGAAAAAGAAUAAGGACUGCAGUUCCCAUGCUGCACUGCAUCAAAAACACAUUCUGUUAAGUUGUGAAUGCUGCUGUUUUUUUCUAACCUCAUGACUGAGACACUUUCAUCUUCACAGGGACCAAUCAAAACAGAGGGACUUAACAUCCUAUCGGCACACAUGCUGUAUAUGCAUAGUGAGUUUGAGAGAAAGGACCUAAUAUUAGCAGAACAACGGUGACAUCCUUUCCUUUCAGUCAGCAACCCCCAAGAGCUUAAAGAGGCAUUGAUUGGUGGACUACGGUAGCAUCAUCCACAGGAACCGAGUGUAGAACAUUGACGAUGUACUGCCCCUCAAACACCAGCCUCAUUCUUCCUCCUGCCUGCAUUUUCUCAUGUUCACAAAUGCCAUCGUUAAAAACUGUAUUUAAAAAAAGCAAAAGACAAUCCUGAACAAUUGUGACUUGAUCCCUCGGAAAACGGUAUAGUGUUGUGCGAGAUCUCACUCUGACUCUCUAGCCUUUAGUGGAGUGGUGACAAUACAGGGCCUUCAAGUCUUGUAGCCAUAGCUUCAACCGUGUCCUCACUCUGCAACAUGAUUAUAGGAACAGAGCAUUUUCCUCUGUUUAGCUGCAUUCUUUUUUUUAUUAUCUGGAUAUAUUUAUUUCUGUCUUGCCAUUCCAGUUGUGCUUUAUUUGUUGUUUUGUGUUACUUUAGUAAAUUAAAUAUAUUUUUUGUUUACUUUUUCUUUAAAAACUCUGGUUGUAGGACACUGGCAGUCUGAAGGGAAUCAAUGUUGCGAGUCUCAACAUUCCAAAUGUAAAACAUGCAUCUCAGAUUGGUCUCCAAAUGACUGAAUACGACAUCCAAAUGACGCAACUUCUAAAGAGAAAAAACUCUUAAGUUGUCUUCAACGGCUUAGUUUUGAUACGUGGCUCAAAGCCUGCUUAUUACCUCUUACUUGUUACUCAUUGAAAUAGACUCAAUGAUGAACAGAUGAAAUGAUAUGUGCAGGAUCAUUAGUUAAGUUAUAUUCAGAUGUUACACUUUAUAAAUGAUUAAAUUGGUUAACAUAGUAGCACUUUACAAUCCGUGAAGGAAAAAUGUUUAUGGGAUGGAGCCUUAAAACCAACUAAAUGAUCCUAAAUUAUGAAAUGCAGCUGAUCAUUCUCAAGCCAUAAUGUUUUGUCUUUAUUUGCUCUGCAUUGUAAUUAUUUGUUCCCUUACACCAUGCAGGAGAAUGUGAACCCCGUCAAGCACUGGGCUUUGAGUUGAGGAAAGAAGUAUGUGUCUGGCUUAUUCUAAUUAUAUGGUGAUUGCAAGAAAGUGAGCACUUGAAUUUACUCACACCAUAAAUAUGUUGGUGUAUUGAGAGCUCAAAAGUUGUACCAGGCCAUUGAUCUUUGUUUGCUCUGACUUUUUGGUUCCUUGUUUUGUACAUUUUUUUUUCUAAAUGACAUUAGAAGUGUAAGAUUUUUAGGAAGAUGUCUGGACAUCUGAGGUUGGUGAACACAUGAAAAGAAAAAGGAAAAGACAAGAAUUUUUUUUAAACCGUGCAGCUAAACUCUGCAAUCAAAUGUGGUAACAACCAUUGCCUGUGAUAUAUUUUAAUUUUGUGGUGCUUUGUAAUAUUAUUAUGAUUAUGGUAUUUUGUUUUUACUCCUGUACUUAUUAGAAACUGUAGGCUGAAGCUCAGUUUCUCUUUGUAUACCAAUGUGAAGCUUUGUAUGAUUUCUUUCUGGUUUUUUGACUCAGUGGAAGUGUGUGAUGUUUACAUGUACAGAAUUUAAGAUUUUUUUGUUGUUGUUGUUGCUUUACUUUCUGUUGUUGUUGGUUUUGUUUGUCCUAGUAAAGCCCUGCCUAUCGUCCUGUCGUGACCCCACAAUGUGCUUUUUACUUUAAAUCAAAUCUGAAUGGAGGAAAACAUGGACAUGCUGAACUUAUACCACAGUAAAGGCCUUUGCACACUUUUGUGCAUCAAUCUCUGUAUAUUUAUUUUCUCAAGUUGUUGCUUUAAUCCAUGCAAAUGGUUUUUAAAGACGAUUAAGAACAUUGUGUGAAUUGUGUUAUUAGCUAUGCCUUUGUUUUUUAUUUUGUCAAACUUCAGUUUCACAUCCAGUGCAAAACGUUGUCUGUGUAAGGGCCUUUAGACGUGGUUGUCACUACUGAUGGUAGAUGCCGAGGAAAAGAGAGAGGAGGGACUUAUCAUCAUUAAUUUUCUUCUCCACAAAUGCGGGAGUAAAAUGCCCCCUUACAGUAGUCCCUUAGUUAUUUAUGCUUGUUCUAGAGAAAAAGCAAAAGACUAAACUCUUGAUGUCAUGUCAUUUUUUUUAUAUUAUUGGUAAUAUAGAUAGGGGCAUUGUGUUUGGGACGGGGCAGAUCCACCCAACUCUUAAACCAACUGACCUGUGCUCUUUGACCUCAGUCAGAAGCCUCUCAGUGAGUCAGAAAGCCAUUCCCCUUGCACUGUUCUUAUGUACAGGACACAUGCAAACCUCAGGAACCCUUUGGAUCUGUGUUACUUUUUUUAACCAGGUCUGUACGUCUUGGCUGACGAGUCCUCCCUCUCUCCAAUAUCAACCCGAUUAUAUUGGAUUUGCUAUGUAUGUGUUUUGUUUUGUUUUUUUUAUAUAUAUAUUUAUUGUGUUUUCAAAGUGAAUCCAGUACAUGUGGCUGAAUAUUUGAAUUCUUUAGAAAAGUGUUGAUAAACAUAAAUAUAUAUAUAAAUAUAUGUGAAGCGCCUAAAAGAUGGAGAAUAUGGCAGGUGAAAUUCAUUUGUUUGUUUAAUGUAAAAACAAAGAAAAGAAGAAAAAAAAGAAAAAGCACAGGUGGGUGAAUUUCCUGCCUUUUACAUAUCACUUUGCCGAGAGACUCAUUCUAAGAUAUUUUAAAGUUUUCAGUGUGGUGUCAUCGCUGUGGUCAGAGAAAGCACCUGCAACCCGAGUUGCUCUUUCCCUCCAGAGCUGUCUGAAUAAAAUCUGUGAACUGAA